This is a messenger RNA of Leptosia nina, 726 nucleotides long. The record is from the annotation of a GenBank genome assembly. NCBI's taxonomy places the organism in Eukaryota, Metazoa, Arthropoda, Insecta, Lepidoptera, Pieridae.
AUGCCCAAAGGAAGAAAGCCUCAAGAGACAAGCUCGAAAAAUGCCUCCAAAUCUGAUUUGACCUCUGCGUCAGAACAAAAUGUGAAGAUCAUGAAGAAUGUUGAGUCGGGUGAUACUCAAGUAAAAAGAUCACCCCGCAACCGUCGUAUAAUGGAACGAGUGGAAAUGCUAGCGCGACCGACCGCGAGGCGCCUGCGCUGCUUGUGGGAUGAAAAAUGCGCCAUAUUGCCCCCGGAAAGGAGAAAUAAAAUUAAGAGUGCGUUGGAGGAGGAUUACUUUCUAAGUCCCGAACAAACGGAGCAAUAUUUCCAAGCGCUGAGCGGUUCUUCGAAGCACUGGUCUGGCCCAGGGGGUAUGGUAAAUCGUAAGGAACACGCUGACAAGGUUCGGGAGUUGCGGCAGAGGCAGAAGUGGCUCAUUAACUUUAGUGCCCAGGUUGCCUAUCGCCUUUGUGACUAUAUAGCGAAGGGACAGAAGGAAAUCUUGGUCUCCAAUAGACUCAGGAGCAUCGCUGAUGUGGUUCUAGAGAGAGUGGCUGAAAUACUUGGAGAAGCAAAACCAGCGCGAACGGACCCGGGUCGCCUGGCCCGGUUCAUGGUGGCCAUAUCCGACCGGAUCGCUGUCUGGAUCGAAAAUGCCGUGUACAGAGCUGACGCUAUCGAACCGAAGGAAUCCAGCGUCGAUGAGCAUAUGAGGCUGGACACGGAGAAACCACUCAUUUGUUAA